CCUGCCCCUUGGAGGUCCGCUGCUGUACCAUACUGUAUAUUACUUCCAUCCCCUCUGCUUCCAUGGAAGCUCCGCCCAAGCUGUAUUAAUAGUACCCGUGCUGCAAUUGCAUCCCGACGCCUUCUGCCGCCCGCGAGCUUCCUCGAAGCUCCUCCGCCAUGCCGUCACACCUCACGCGCGUCGUCUUCCGCAGCAUCAUCGCCGACACCCCUCUGAUAUGCCGCGGAUGCGUGCAGCGCACCCCGCGCCUUCGCGCAUCCUUUCAGCAUGGGCCCCGCGCAAUUGCGCCCCAGCGGCGCACCUUUCUCGGCAUGUUCAAGCCCGAGCGCAAAAUCAAGCCGCCGGAUGUGCCCGCUGGCUUGGAAGUAAUGGGUGAACUGAUACAAGCCCAAGGCGACGGGCUGCGGCCACCAACCCCUGCGCAGGUCGCUGCAGCAUUGGAUGCCUUUUUCACGCAGAAAAAGGCCGAUGUCGAGGACUUUCACGUUGCGAAGGCUCUGAACGCACUCCAAUAUCUGUUGGCGAACCCGAAAGAGGACGGACAGCCAUGGCUGUCAUACAAGAGCAUGAACGCCAUGAUGUACAAAAUCGAACGAUAUCCGCCAGGGACGGGCGGAACCCCGCAUAGAAUCCUGGCCAAGCUCCUGGAUGCAGAGAUAGAGAAGGUCAUUGGGAAUGAGAUGGACCUGAGCAAGUCGCUUGCCACCUUGACGGUUUACGAAGCGAUAGAGUUGCCCAAGCUUGUGCGUAUCCUCUGCACCUAUGGUGCGAGUCUAGAGGCGAGGGACCUGGCCAACAAAACAUUUGGAACCCCGUCCGACAAGCGCUCACUCCAUGAGGACAAGAUUGUGCGGAACACCUGGAAGGCAGUCGUGGCAGGCUUUGCUAAAGAGGGCAAUACGCCAGAGCUGAUCAAGACGACGGAAAUGAUGCGGGACGCUGCAGCCACGUUUACGUCUGAAGUUCAGGGCGUUUUGGUCAAGUACUUUGUGGAACGCAACGAUCUGGAACAAGCUAAACACUGGUAUUCCACCGCGAUCCCAGAAUGGGACGACGGUAGAGGCUUGCAAAGUGCCCUGGGACCUUUCCUCACCUCUCUUGCGCUUAGCGGAGACACCGCCUUCGGCCAACAAGUCGUGGCCUCGCUCCUGCAAGAAAUGCCAGCCAAGGAGACCUGGGAUGCCAUUUUCGUCUGGUCGGCUGCAAUUGGCAAGGGCGCCGAUGAGAUCGACCGCAUGAUGAACGUUAUGAUCCGGCGCAACCAGGAAGAGCGACAAAAAUCGCCCGAAAAACCUGUCAUACUACCGGACAUCAAAACCAUCAACUCGCUAGUAGAGCUCGCCAUGUCCAAGCAAGACUCAUACUCGGCCGAGCGCUUUGUCGUUCUCGGAGAGAAGCGCGGCAUCUACCCGGAUGAGAAGACUUAUACCAUGCAGAUGCGCUAUCGACUUUCGAUCAAUGAUAUAGACGGCGCCAGGGCUGCUUAUUACGGUUUGCAGGGUCAGAUUACGGAGGACAGCGACUGCGCCGAAGCGGUCAACAAGCUCAUCCAAGCGCUAUGCAAUUUGCAACAACACCAUUUCGAUGACAUAAUGGCCAUUGUGGACGACUUACAUGAACGAAACGUACGGCUUACACCAGAGACGGUUGCUACGGUGUGCGUACUCCACCUUCGACGUGGAGAGCCGCACGAUGCGGGUGACUUGCUGAACAUGCACGCCCAUCACCUUUCACCCGAACAACGUGUAGUCAUCCGAAACGGCCUUGCCUCAUUCAUCAUGGACAGUCAGACCAGCACAGCGGAAGCCUGGGAAACCUAUCAGAUGCUCCGCCACGCGUUCCCAGAAACCCCUCGCGCUGACCGCAUCCCCCUCAUGGAUGAGUUCUUCCGCCGGAAACGCUCCGACAUGGCGUGCCAUGUCUUCUUUCACAUGCGCAACUCUGUCGAGGAGACCAUUGCAGCUGACAAAGAAGUCUACGUCAAGGCCUUCGUGGGCUUCGCCCGCAACGCUGACGCCGAGAGUCUGGAACUCGUCAGUAAUCAGCUCAAGAUCGACCUCAAUGUCGAGAUGGACACGCAGCUUCGGAAUUCCCUGAUGCUCGCCUGGGCCGCAACCAAAAACAACGGGCGCGCGUUGUCCAUGUGGGGCGAGAUCGGGUCGUCACGGGAAGGCCCCACGUACAACAGCAUAGCCAUUGCGUUCCGUGCCUGCGAGGGCACGCACCACGGCGAACGCCAUGCGCGCUCCAUCUGGGCGCGGCUGAAGGAAUUGGACGUGGAUAUCGACAAGCAGAUCUUCACCGCGUACAUGUGUGCGAUUGCGCGGAAUCAUCGCCAUGACGAUGCGCUGGCGUUGAUCGAGGCGGCGGAGGAGGAGUAUGGCUUCACGCCUGAUUUUUACAUACUGGGAAACUGGUUCCAGUGCACCGCCAACAUCGACAGGCAAGAGAAGGUGGAAGAGUGGAUCAAGGCAAGGUAUCCCGCUGUCUGGAAGCAACUGGAGGCUCUGGGGUCGUACAGGACGAUGGAUGGCUUCGGCUACCGCCAGUUCAACUUCAACCGGGACCUGGAGCCUUAGUAAGACAGUGCUGUAUAAUGAAUAAAUAUGUAGUUGAUACCCAGUCAGAUUCUGAGUUCUGUCGGUGGUCUUCGUUUCUUUGGUCUUCACUCUGAGGACUUUGACCUCGCUCUACGCUAUAAUGCUCGACGUUGCAGUGGAGUAGAUAGGGCUAACGAUAUCGCGGCACAGGUACAUAAAAGGUUGAAUAUGAUGGGAGAACUCGAGUGUUCUUUUCAACAAGGUCAUGGUAUUUGGCAUUCCACGGCUUGAGCCAGGGAUAUGAGCGCUAUCGAUGACAGUAUUAAUCCAAUCCCAAAUGUGCAUC
Molecule: messenger RNA, 2886 nt
Organism: Paraphaeosphaeria sporulosa
Lineage: Eukaryota; Fungi; Ascomycota; Dothideomycetes; Pleosporales; Didymosphaeriaceae
Product: complex I intermediate-associated protein-like protein 84
Exons: 2
Coding region: 159-2579 (806 amino acids)
Molecular function (GO): protein binding
Source: RefSeq, a predicted model, not a curated record